AUGGUCAAGAAGCAGACAAGUCCCGCCUAUGUCCUGGGCGUGGGUAUGACCAAGUUCAUCAAACCUCGCGGCAAGGUCGACUACAAUGAGCUCGGAUACGAGGCCGGCAUCAAGGCGAUGCUUGACGCGAAAAUCACCUAUGAUGAUGUGGACCAGGGCGUGGCCUGCUAUGUGUACGGUGACAGUACCUGCGGUCAACGCGUCUUCUACCAGUUUGGCUUGACCAACAUCCCCAUUUACAAUGUGAACAACAACUGCUCUACGGGUAGCACGGGGCUAGCCAUGGCGCGCACAAUGGUCUCGCAUGGUGCGGCCGACUGUGUGCUCGUGGUGGGCUUUGAGAAGAUGAAUCCAGGAAGCUUGCAAUCAAUGUACAAUGAUCGGGCCAACCCGACAGGUUUGUUCGGUACGAUGAUGGCCGAGACUCGUGGUGUCACCAACGCCCCCGGAGCCGCUCAGAUGUUUGGUAAUGCCGGCCGGGAAUACAAAGAAAAAUACGGUGCCACAAACGAGGACUUUGCCGAGAUCGCGCGCAUUAACCAUGAACACUCCAAACGCAACCCUUACUCGCAAUUCCAGGACGAAUAUACCUUGGAGCAAAUCAUGAAGGCCCCCAUGAUUCACGAGCCCUUGACAAAGUUGCAAUGCUGCCCCACCUCCGACGGUGGUGCCGCCGCUGUCGUUGUCUCGCAAGACUUCCUCGACGCCCGCCCUCACUUGAAGGCUCAAGCCAUUCAAAUCGCCGGUCAGUGUCUCGCGACUGAUAGUGACUCGGUUUACAGCAAAAGCUCGAUCGACUUGAUGGGCUUUGGCAUGACCCGACAUGCAGCUCGUACCGCUGCGGCAGAGGCUGGCAUCAAUAUCAAGGACGUCAAGGUGUGCGAAUUGCACGACUGCUUCUCAGCAAACGAGAUGAUCACUAUCGAUGCUCUGGAACUGUGCGAGCCCGGCAAGGCCCACGAGAUGGUCCGUCGUGGUGACAUCACCUACGGUGGCAAGAUGGUCAUCAACCCGUCCGGGGGGUUGAUCUCCAAGGGUCAUCCCCUUGGCGCGACCGGCAUCGCUCAGUGUGCUGAGUUGGUGUGGCACCUGCGCGGCUGGGCGAACAACCGUCUGAUAAAAGGCACUGAUGUUGCUCUGCAGCACAACCUGGGCUUGGGCGGUGCUGUUGUCGUCACAGUCUACAAGCGUGCUGAUGGCAAGGUCGCCGAGGCCGUGCCUUCUGACGUGGUGGGCAAGGUAAACGGUCUGGGCUAUAACCCUGCGGUAGAGGCUCGUGGUUUCACGGCCGAGCAGGCGAAGUCGGUGGUCAGCAAGCAGCACAGCAGUGACUGGGCUGUUGCGGACGCCCAGGACCGGGUUCUUGCGCGAUUCUGA
Penicillium oxalicum is the source of this 1377-nucleotide messenger RNA. Its product is annotated as putative sterol carrier protein. The coding region runs from base 1 to 1377 and encodes 458 amino acids. The transcript has 2 exons. Gene Ontology annotation, molecular function: acyltransferase activity, transferring groups other than amino-acyl groups. The record is from RefSeq and is a predicted model, not a curated record. Lineage: Eukaryota; Fungi; Ascomycota; Eurotiomycetes; Eurotiales; Aspergillaceae.